AUGGUUCGAGACUGGCCGCGGGACCCGUUUCCACGGCAGCAGUCUUUCCAGCAGCAAUGCUACCCACCCGCUACCCGUCACCCGUCGUUCCAGCAUGAACGAUUUGGGUCAGACAGCGCUCCGCGUGGAGAUGCCUUCUCGCAGGAGCGCUAUCCGGUCGAGGGGGGUGACGGCACCCGCUUCCAAGACCCGUACGACGUGCAUCGUCGACAGCCGCCGAUGCAAAUUGAUGAGGCGUUGCGCUCACACUGUGGCAUCGCGGCGAAGCAGUACUUUGUUGCCGCCAUCACGGAGGAGGGCAUUCCGAUGACCUUCUUUAGCCCCGGCCAGAAGCUACACGACAACACCAUUCGUCAAUUCUUCGACGCCCACAAGUUUCAGCAGGUCAUGCGCAGAAUCGACUCCGGCGCCGAUCCCAUGCUCGACGAGGGGUUUGGAUUUGAAGACGGCGCAUACGGCCGCCCGGGGACGUUUACCAGGGUCCGAGCCGUCGAGCGGCGCCGAAGUUCUGUGUUUGACGACUGGGGAAGCCCGGCGCGGCAGGGUCGCAAGAGGCCAAGGGCCCGCCAUCCCAUCAACGAAGAUGACGACAUGCCGAUGACUGUGUCUUCCCGCAAAGGAAUCAAGGUUGGCGACUCGGAGGCCGUGUGGAGCUUUUACGAACAACGGUUCAAGAACUGUCAGCAGACGGCUUGCAAGCUGAUAGCCAAGGCGUGGGUCAAGGCGGUUGAGCCUAAGAAGCAGUCGACCCAUCCGUACACGGGCAGCGACGAAAAGGCACCAGACUGGUGGCCGAAGCCGUGGGGUCCGACCAAGGACGACAAGGUCCGGCAUAAGGAGCCCGAUCAUUUGUACAAGCGAGAGCGCGUCCAUCUACUCGCCCACAUUUUGCGACUUGUCGUCGAGCCAAAUGCGAAGCAACACCCGGACAUACAGAAGCUCGCUUUAAACGUCAACAAACUCGAGGAAACAACCAACGAGGCACUGUCGGCCUUCUUCAUGGACAACGAGACCAACGCGAAGAAGAGACCGUACCUGAAUGAGAUUUUCAAGAUGGCGCGGCAAGAGGAACGUUUCAAGAAUGGGGAGAUUGAUGAUACAACCGAAGUCUACGUCAUGGCUGAGGACAAGCUACCCGAGAACUACGCCUCGGACAACGACGACGGCUCUUUCAUCAAGGACGAGGAGCAGCAGCACGAUUUGCAACGGUCCAAGCCCGCUACGACGCACUGUCUGGUACACACACCGACGACGGCCCCAGCGAAUGGGCACAGUCUUCACGGAGGACCGGCCCCCUACAUGGGUGACCUGCCGGUCCGAGGGACGCCAUUCCAUCCGCCCAUGAUACAGACGGAGAUGGCGCCGCAGCAACACCCUUUCGUCGAGAACAGCGGCAUACCCGUCAACGAGCAGUCGGCAGUCAGUGCUGGAGCCGGUCCGCUAGGCUUGGACCUUGUUACCAGCCCCCACGACACGAGCCGGCGGCCUUCGGUGUUCAGUGAAUAUACCAGUCCCGGCGGUGGUAGCAUGUACUCGCAACAGUGGCAGCAGAGCUCGGCUGGAUCCAACGCACCGUCCAUGUACGCCUACACGGCACAGCAAGCCCCUACCCAGCAACCGGCGUUCGUCAACCAAACUGUCCAGAUCAGCCCGGGACAGCCGUUCAUGGCUAGUUCUUUCGAAGGCUCGCCGCGACCCGAGUACGACACGAAUGGCAACGCCAUGUUUCGGGCGGCAGACCUGCCACAGGCCUCUGUCAGCCAGCCGCAAGGUUACUAUGUGCCGAGCGAUGGGCGCGGUAACCUCCGCGUCAUGACGCAGGUUGUCGACGGUGUGUCCCGGAAUUCGGUCCAGCAACAGUAG
Molecule: messenger RNA, 1863 nt
Organism: Hirsutella rhossiliensis
Lineage: Eukaryota; Fungi; Ascomycota; Sordariomycetes; Hypocreales; Ophiocordycipitaceae
Product: kinesin
Exons: 5
Coding region: 1-1863 (620 amino acids)
Source: RefSeq, a predicted model, not a curated record